Molecule: messenger RNA, 2020 nt
Organism: Onychomys torridus (southern grasshopper mouse)
Lineage: Eukaryota; Metazoa; Chordata; Mammalia; Rodentia; Cricetidae
Gene: Trem2
Product: triggering receptor expressed on myeloid cells 2
Exons: 5
Coding region: 83-841 (252 amino acids)
Cellular component (GO): cell surface
Molecular function (GO): signaling receptor activity
Source: RefSeq, a predicted model, not a curated record
UCCUGUGGGCUGUGCCUAACUGGCUUGGUCCUAUCUUUUCUGCACUAAAAGGGGAAGACGAGAUCUUGGACAAGGGACUCCCAUGUCUGUCCCCUCCGGCUGGCAGAGGAAGGGUGCCAUGGGGCCUCUCCACCUGUUUCUCCUGCUGCUGAUCACAGAGUUGUCCCAAGCCCUCAACACAACGGUGCUGCAGGGUGUGGCUGGCCAGUCCCUGCGGGUAUCAUGUACUUACGACUCCUUGAAGCACUGGGGGAGACGCAAGGCCUGGUGUCGCCAGCUGGCUGAGGAGGGCCCAUGCCAACGUGUGGUGAGCACACACAGUGUGUGGCUGCUGGCUUUCCUAAGGAAACGGAAUGGGAGCACAGUCAUCACAGAUGACACCCUGGCUGGGACCGUCACUGUCACUCUGCGAAACCUCCAAGCCGAUGACGCCGGUCUCUACCAGUGUCAGAGCCUCCGAGGCCGAGAGGCUGACGUCCUCCAGAAGGUCCUGGUGGAGGUGCUGGCAGACCCUCUAGAUGACCAAGAUGCUGGAGAUCUCUGGGUCCCUGAGGAAUCAGAGAGUUUUGAGGGUGCCCAAGUGGAACACAGCACCUCCAGGAGCCAAUCACAAGAGACCUCCUUCCCACCCACGUCCAUUCUUCUCCUCCUGGCCUGUGUCCUCUUCAGCAAGCUUCUUACAGCCAGUAUCCUCUGGGCAGUGGCCAGGGGCAAGCAGAAGCUGGGGUCACCUGUGGCCAGUGGGCUGGACUAUGGACACGAUGCUGGGCACCAGCUUCAGAUCCUGACUGGACCCAGAGAUGAGCGAGAGAACUCCAAGAUGGAGGAGAGACCCAGCUGAAGUCCACCCACAAGUCAUGCAGCUUGCAUACCUUCCCCUCUGCCACCAAGACUUCUGCUUCUUCUGGUUUGGCUUUAGAGGUCACUUCUGCCUAAAGCCCGCCUCUUCCGGAUGCAGGAAUAUUCGUGCUAAAGCCCGCCUCUUCCGGAUGCACGAAUAAUCAUGCUAGAGCCCGCCUCUUCCGGAUGCAGGAAUAGUCAUGCUAGAGCCCGCCUCUUCCGGAUGCACGAAUAAUCAUGCUAGAGCCCGCCUCUUCUGGAAGCAGGAAUACUCCUGUGUUUGUGUGCGUCCAGUGUGGAAGAGAGCUGGAAGGUCACCUGUCAGCUUCUGGGCUUUGGCCACUAAACAUUCUCACACACCAACCCAGGACUAUCCACUCUUUCUAGAUGGUUCUGUACCUCAUAGCGGUCUUCUGUUUCUCAGUGCUGGGAUUAAAUUGAUGGUCUUGUUCAUGUUAGGCAUGAGUUUACCACUGAGAUAAUUCCCAGGGUAGAAUUAUGCAUCUGGAUGAGAAAAAGGGAAAGGGAGUACCUUGCUUUGUAAGGGAGAGAUACCUGCCCUCAGCCCCUACCCAGGGUCCUCUGAGAAAUGCUUCCCAGGAGCGAGGGAAAAGUGAAAAAUCUCUAUCAUAACUUCACACACACGGGCCAAUGCUCUCCAUUCUGUGUGCUCUUUAUUGUUGUGCUCUUUGUGUCUUCCAUCUUUAUUCUCCUCUACAUCUUUAUUCUUAUACAAUUUUAUUCUACAUCUCUAUUCUACAUCAUCUCUACUCUACAACAUCUCUGUUCUAAGACCCAUUACAAAUUCCCAAGUGUGUGCGUGCGUGCGUGCGUGCGUGCGUGUAACUUGUUAGGAAAAACUACACGGAAAACUCUCAGGGACAAGUAUUCAGAUAAGAGUCACACUUGGCAAAGAUUUGGUCAGCUUAAUUGGUGACUGACCACACCUGUAGGUUGUAAAAAGUUCUGGUUCAUCUCUUAAAGGGAUAGCUACAAGGGUUAUAAGGGAAGGAACUGAACCAAUGAGAGAUCUAAGAAAGAGGCAAAUAAUAUGUGUACUAUUUUAUGUGAUUAAUAAUAUCCAGACAUGGUUAGUCAGUUAACAGCCUUUUUCUGUUAAUUAUCUGAAUCUCAAGACCUAUACGUAGUUAGUCUACUGAGCCUAAAAUCUUGCAUUAAA